AUGCCCCCCCAGUGGAUAAUUACAGCUCAGAAAAGUACGAUCGAGAAGGUUAAUGCACUCGGGAAACCAGUCGUCACAGCAAUACAGAUGCUUGACUCGGCGUCUCCUCGUCCGACUAGUGCCGAAGCCAACGAUGUCGCCAACGCUGUCCUCGAAGGCACCGAUUGCGUCAUGCUCAGCGGCGUAACAGCCGCCGGAGCUCACCCUGAGACUGUCGUGCAAACAAUGUCAAGGCUCUGCAAAGAGGCGGAGGAUUCCAUCGAUUAUAGAACUUUGCAUAUGAAAAUAAGAACCCUUCUGAGACCGUUAUCCAAAAUCGAGAGGACUGCUGUUACCGCCGUUACCAUUGUUGCUCGCAAAAUGAAUGCCAAGGCAAGUUGUCAACGUAGCCAAGAGUGGAUUCAAGGCGGCGGUUGUGGCCAAGUUCAGGCCGAGCGUUCCUAUUCUAUUGGUGGUUGA
Molecule: messenger RNA, 459 nt
Organism: Arabis nemorensis
Lineage: Eukaryota; Viridiplantae; Streptophyta; Magnoliopsida; Brassicales; Brassicaceae
Source: the annotation of a GenBank genome assembly